Helicoverpa armigera (cotton bollworm) is the source of this 1163-nucleotide messenger RNA. RefSeq names its product BCL2/adenovirus E1B 19 kDa protein-interacting protein 3 (gene BNIP3). Lineage: Eukaryota; Metazoa; Arthropoda; Insecta; Lepidoptera; Noctuidae. Gene Ontology annotation, cellular component: nucleus; mitochondrial envelope; mitochondrial outer membrane. Gene Ontology annotation, biological process: positive regulation of apoptotic process; mitochondrial outer membrane permeabilization. The coding region runs from base 144 to 725 and encodes 193 amino acids. The record is from RefSeq and is a predicted model, not a curated record. The transcript has 7 exons.
UCAGGCCGUCGAGUAGGACGGUCGUCUCGCACGGUGUUAACAGUGCCCUUUUACGCAGUUGUUAUUUCUUAGUGUUGUUUUUUAUUCUGGAUUAUUAUUUCUUUUGUUUGUGUGUGUGUUGUGUUUAAUAUUGUGUUGUUACAAUGGCUAUGGAGCCGCUGACUACAGUUCCUGUGGAUGAAUUAGAAUCGUGGGUGGAACUCAACUCGGGCGGCGGACUGGCCGCUGUCGAGAACGAGUACAUCAGACUCCUGAGGGAGGCACAGAGGGAGAGCCGCGACUCCUCCGUCAGGCACUCGCGCGCGUCCAGCGUUAAAGGCAGUCCAAAGUCUCCGCCUAACAGUCCGAACUUGGAGCCUUCCACUGAAGAUGAGCUGAAGGGAGUCUACAUUAACUGCUGGAGAGAUGACUCCAACGACUGGGUGUGGGAAUGGAGCAGUAGACCCGACCAGCUUCCUCCUAAGGACUGGCGGUUUAAGCACCCCACAAGCGCUCGCGGUCCACCAUCAGCCACCUCCUCCAUUGAGGUCUUGGAGCAGCAACUAGCUGCGCCUGUUAUGCAGCAGAGUCAUUGCCUGUCAGUCCGUCGCACUUGCCUGUUCAGCCGCGGCGCCAUCGCGGCCGUACUACUCACGAACGUCGUCUCGCUACUGCUCGGCGCUGGCAUCGGGAUGUGGCUGAGCAAGCGAGGUCUGUUGCCGCCCCGGCUCAUAGUGCUCAACUAAAAGACUGACGGAUGCACAUAGCUUUUUAUUAUUAGUUAUGCGAUUUAACGACAAAAGUAAAGAAAAUAUUGUAUACCUUAAAAAUAACUAGUCCACCAUCUUGUAUAUUCAGCCAUGUUGGAUUUAGGAUGACGUCACUUAACAUGUAUUGUCACCCAAAAUAAACAUGUAUGCAAAAUUUCAGCUCAAUCGGUUGAGGGCAAGUGCCUUAAAACUGCGUUGUAAAAUUCCACCCGAACACACGUAGUUACAUACAUACAUACAUUGCAAGUUAAAUAAUAAAAGCUAAUAAAUAUAUCAUUCAUCAUCUCCCGAGCCUUUCCCCAACUAUGUUGGGGUCGGCUUCCAGUCUAACCGGAUGCAGCUGAGUAUUAGUAUUGAAAAUUACAAAUUUAAAAAACCCCCGACCCAAAAAAAGUACGCAAUAAUUAUGACAAA